Trematomus bernacchii (emerald rockcod) is the source of this 1649-nucleotide messenger RNA. Its product is annotated as inositol monophosphatase 1-like. Gene Ontology annotation, molecular function: inositol monophosphate 1-phosphatase activity. Bases 142 to 978 code for a protein of 278 amino acids. Gene Ontology annotation, biological process: signal transduction; inositol metabolic process; phosphatidylinositol phosphate biosynthetic process. The record is from RefSeq and is a predicted model, not a curated record. The transcript has 9 exons. NCBI's taxonomy places the organism in Eukaryota, Metazoa, Chordata, Actinopteri, Perciformes, Nototheniidae.
GGUGGUGGGUUGAGUUAGCUUACUUUCGUAGCUUGUGUACCUUAAUGUUAGGCAUUAUUUAGCUGCCUGGCUAUACCGUUCAUGUGAAGUUAAAGUUAUAAACUGUAACAGGGGAUUAUUUACUCUUCAUCACCAAUCAACAUGAGUGAUCCUUGGCAAGAGUGCAUGGACCACUGUGUGGAGGUCACCAAAAAGGCUGGACAGGUGAUCCGUGAGGCGCUGCAGAAGGACAUCGCCGUCAUGCAGAAGAGCUCACCGGUUGACCUGGUGACCGAGACAGACCAGAGAGUGGAACAGCUCAUUAUAUCCUCCAUCAAGGAGAAGUACCCCACUCACAGCUUCAUAGGUGAGGAGUCAGUGGCAGCAGGAGCUUCCAGCGCUCUGACUGACGACCCCACUUGGAUCAUCGACCCUAUCGAUGGCACCACCAACUUUGUUCACAGGUUCCCAUUUGUGUCUGUAUCAAUUGGCUUCACCGUGAAGAAAAAGAUAGAGUUUGGGGUUGUCUACAGCUGCAUAGAGGACAAAAUGUACACCGCACGGAAAGGGAAAGGGGCAUUCUGCAACGGAAAACCCAUCAAAGUGUCUGGACAAGAAGAUAUCAGCCGAUCCAUCGUACUGACAGAAAUGAACUUCAGCGCGGAUCCUGAGCGUUUCAAUACAAUGUUGGCUAACGUCAAGACCAUCCUCACCAUCCCUGUGCAUGGUAUCCGCUCCCCGGGCAGUGCAGCUGUCAACAUGUGUCUGGUAGCGUGUGGGUCGGCUGAUGCUUAUUACCACAUGGGCAUCCACUGCUGGGACAUGGCGGGGGGGGCAGCCGUCGUCACCGAAGCUGGAGGAGUGAUCAUGGACAUUUCAGGUGGAGCGUUUGAUCUGAUGUCUCGGAGGCUGAUCAUCGCCAGCAGCAGAGCCAUAGCAGAGCGCAUCGCUAAGGAGAUAACAGAGUUUAACGUUGGCAGGGACGACACAGAAGGCUAGUGAAAUCAUUUCCAUCACGUUCUUUACCAACUCUACGGCUACUUAACCACCCGACUGUUUGGGAUUUAACAGUCGGGAUUCCGUCUUCGCCUUAAGAGCCAAAAUCAUAAACUGACCUCUGAAGAAAGAAGAUAGUCGGCGCGGUAGACUUUCUGCUUCCUUAUAAGUCCUUCCACACUUAGCCAUUUCUUUCUGCUUCCUUAUAAGUCCUUCCACACUUAGCCAUUCACAGAUUCAAACUUUUGUAUUGUUUUUUUUGGACAUUAAUGAGUUUGUGACGAUAGAAUUAUGUGUGUCCUUAUAGGUUUUAUAGCCUUUUCUUGCUAUUUCUAUUUAUUGAUAUGGACGAUGCAGUCAGAAAUAAAUCAUUGAUGAAGCACCGUUAUACAGCACUGAUGUUGUUAUUAAAUAUCUAGCUUUUGACCAAUAAGAUGGCUUUUCCAGGCAGGAUUUUAUUUGUAAUUUGAAUAUAUUUAAUGCUAGAUUUGUUUACACAGCACGUAUAUGAAGGUCAGAGUGUAGUACACCAAAUUCUGCGUGCAUAUAACCACUGUACUGUGUCAAUUAUUAAACAUGUCUAAGCUUAUACACACUGAUACUGUAGUGUUCAUGAAAACAUGUGUGUUUUGUAAGGAUGAAAGAAGAGAAUAAAGAACUAUACAUAUUCCCUG